This is a messenger RNA of Drosophila grimshawi, 2748 nucleotides long. It is a transcript of the gene Vha100-4, whose product is annotated as V-type proton ATPase 116 kDa subunit a1. Lineage: Eukaryota; Metazoa; Arthropoda; Insecta; Diptera; Drosophilidae. Bases 22 to 2676 code for a protein of 884 amino acids. The transcript has 5 exons. The record is from RefSeq and is a predicted model, not a curated record. Gene Ontology annotation, biological process: vacuolar acidification; proton transmembrane transport. Gene Ontology annotation, cellular component: vacuolar proton-transporting V-type ATPase complex; vacuolar proton-transporting V-type ATPase, V0 domain; plasma membrane. Gene Ontology annotation, molecular function: proton-transporting ATPase activity, rotational mechanism; ATPase binding.
AAGUCUUCAAUGGGGUAGCCUAUGUGGCCGAAGCUCCAAUGCAAAAGUCACUUGACCACAACGAUCAGUUCGCCUGGCGUCAUCAAAGUGCGCGGAGGUGUCACUGGAAGAUUCAAGAAAACUUUUAAAAUGUGCAGCAAAAUCAAAGGAUGGCUGUUGGGCACUGGCCAGGAGGACAACAUUUUCCGCAGCGAGAAGAUGUCCUUGGCGCAGAUGUUUCUGCAGCCAGAGGCAGCCUAUGAGACCAUAUCACAGCUGGGUGAAUUAGGCUGUGUGCAGUUUCGCGAUAUGAACGAGGGCAUGACGGCGCAGCAGCGCAAAUUCGUCAACGAGGUGCGUCGCUGCGAUGAGUUGGAGCGGAAAAUUCGUUAUACAACCUCAGAGCUGCAAAAGGAUGGCUUCAAGGUAGUUGAUCUGAUCGAGGACUUUCCGCCCGCACCUAAUCCGAAGGAGAUUAUCGAACUGGAGAUGCUGCUGGAGAAGACAGAGUCGGAGAUCAUUGAGCUGUCCGCGAACAAUGUUCGCUUGCAGACCAACGCUUUGGAGUUGACUGAAAUGAUUCAGGUGCUGGAAAGAACGGAGCAGUUCUUCUCCGAUCAGGAAUCUCACAACUUCGAUCUGAACAAGCGUGGCACUCACAAUGAUCCGGAGAAAUGUGACGGCAGUCUGGGCUUUGUGGCAGGCGUCAUUCGCCGAGAGCGACAGUUCGCGUUUGAGAGAAUGAUGUGGCGCAUUUCGCGUGGCAAUGUCCUGAUACGCAGCUGCGAAAUGGAGGCACCCGUUAAAGAUCCUCGUACGGGUGACAUGGUCAACAAGACCAUCUUUGUAGUCUUCUUCCAGGGCGAUCAGCUGCAGUCGCGUAUACGUAAAGUGUGCACUGGCUUCCAUGCCUCCAUGUACCCUUGUCCGAGUUCGCAUCAGGAGCGCGUGGAUAUGAUUAAAAGCGUGCACACGCGCAUUGAGGAUCUGAAGAUUAUUAUAAGCCAGACCGAAGACCAUCGCUCCUGUGUGCUGAAGGCGAUUCUGAAGCAGCUGCCCACCUGGUCGGCCAUGAUCAAGAAAAUGAAGGCCAUUUACUUCACCCUGAACAUGUUCAAUGUGGACCUGGGCAGCAAGUGCUUGAUUGGCGAGUGCUGGGUGCCACAGCGUCAUCUUGAGGAGGUGGAGGCCGUGUUGUCCGAGGCAUCGCUUGCUCUGGGUAGCACAGUGCCCACGAUAUUCAAUAUACUUGACACAAGGAAGGAGCCGCCCACAUAUUUCCGUACCAACAAGUUUACCUAUGGCUUCCAGACGUUGAUUGAUGCUUAUGGUAUUGCGAAAUACCGCGAAGUAAAUCCAGGACUCUACACAUGCAUAUCGUUCCCCUUCCUGUUUGCCGUGAUGUUUGGGGAUAUGGGUCACGGAUUUUUGGUCUUUCUACUCGGCCUUUGGAUGGUGGUCGACGAGAAGCGACUCGUCAAGAAGCGGGCUGGUGAGAUAUGGAAGAUUCUGUUCGGUGGACGUUAUAUUAUAAUGCUGAUGGGACUUUUUGCUGUCUACACGGGAUUUCACUAUAAUGAUUGCUUCUCCAAAUCGUAUAAUAUAUUCGGCUCACAUUGGGUAUUGCAGUACAAUCGAACUACGGUGCUCACGAAUCCUGCACUCCAGUUGAAUCCUGCGACGGACCAACGUGGCGUGUAUCCCAUGGGCAUCGAUCCAAUCUGGCAAUCGGCAUCUAAUAAGAUCAUCUUCCUGAACACUUACAAAAUGAAGCUGUCCAUUAUCUUUGGCGUUCUACACAUGAUCUUUGGCGUCUGCUUAUCCGUUGAGAACUUUGUGUACUUUAAGAAGUAUUCCCUAAUUUUCCUACAGUUUUUGCCGCAAGUUAUUUUCCUCAUUAUGCUGUUCGGCUACAUGGUGUUCAUGAUGUUUUUCAAGUGGUUUCAAUACAAGGCCACCGCAACCGAUAUAGCCUAUACACCCGGUUGUGCCCCAUCUGUGCUCAUUAUGUUUAUCGACAUGAUUCUGAUGAACGAGGAGGUUCCCUCCCCCGGUUGCAUGCCCACCAUGUUCCCCUCGCAAAGAACGCUGGAGACGACACUAUUCGUUAUAGCCAUUAUAUGUAUUCCUUGGAUUCUGCUCGGCACGCCCCUCUGGACCAUCUGUACUCGCAAAUAUAGGAAGCGCAAGACUGAACGCACUGGCGACACCAUUAUGGAGACAAUUGAAAUCUCUGGCAAGGAGGUCAUUAUUACAGAGGUAGAAAAGGGACACGGUAAGGGAUCGCAUAUGGACGAAGAGGAAGAGGAAGAGCCAAUGGGCGAGAUUUGGAUACACCAGGCCAUCCAUACGGUUGAGUACAUUCUGAGUACGAUCUCCCAUACGGCCUCAUAUCUGCGUCUCUGGGCUUUGUCCUUGGCGCACGCGGAGCUUUCGGAAGUCUUGUGGACCAUGGUGCUGUCCAAGUCCUUGACGAUGACGACUAAUUACGUUGGCUGCAUUGCCGUUUUCAUAAUCUUCGCCAUCUGGGUGUUCUUCACAAUCGCCAUCAUGGUGAUGAUGGAGGGUUUGUCAGCAUUCCUGCACACGUUGCGUCUGCAUUGGGUUGAGUUUAUGAGCAAGUUCUACUCGGGCACUGGCUAUGAUUUCGAGCCGUUGAGCUUCAAGGCCAUAUUGAUGGCAGACGAAGAAGACUAGUCGAGGCGUUUAUGUAAUCUUUUGUGGGUCAAAUAUAGUACCCAUUAAUAAAAUGCAGCAUACCAAAAUAAA